AUGACCGUCGAACGAAUUGACGAAGAGACUCCGCUCUUAACGAACACAACGAACAAAACGAAGACAUGCAAUGUCCACGAACGAAGAAAACGAGCACCGACUCCGUUGCCCAAAGUACAGAUUUCUAUCAUGAUGUUGCUUCAGAUCUGUGAACCCAUAACCAGUCAGUCGAUUUAUCCGUACAUAAAUCAGCUUAUCAGCGAGCUCGAUAUCACUGGCGGGGAUGAACGAAAAGUUGGGUAUUAUGCCGGUCUCAUUGAGAGCUUGUUCUUCGUGACCGAAGCAAUGACAGUUUUUCAAUGGAGUCGCGCCUCAGAUCAUAUCGGUAGGAAACCCAUCCUACUUAUCGGCUUAGCGGGUUCUAUGAUAUCGAUGCUUUUGUUCGGUCUUUCAAAAACAUUUUGGGCUUUGGUUAUUAGUCGCUGCUUGACAGGAUUGCUUAAUGGAAACAUCGGUGUCAUGAAGAGUACGAUUGGAGACCUGACAGAUUCCUCUAAUCGCGCAGAAGGAGUGUCCAUGUUACCAGUCGUCUGGUCUUUAGGAGCGACUAUCGGGCCUCUGAUCGGCGGUACUUUUGCGAGACCUCACGAAAGAUUUCCCCAGGUCUUCACAGCACCGUUCUGGAAAGCAUACCCUUACUUCCUUCCAUGCUUGAUUGGUGUAGGCUAUGUCUUUGUAGCAUUCUGGAUCACAGCUUUCGCUUUUAAAGAGACGAUCCCCAAAAAACGACGGUCCCGAAUUUUAUCUCGCGCCAGUUCCACAGAUUCAUCCGAGAACCCCGAUUUUCACUACCGCGCCGAUCGCCCUCUUCUCCUUCGCGAGCUAUUCACACACCGCGUCGUCCUAUCCGUCAGCAACUACGUCGCCCUCGCAUUCCUCAACAUCUCCUUCAAUGCCCUCCUUCCUCUCUUCCUCGCCAUGCCGCUCAACAUCGGCGGCCUCGGUCUCCCGCCCUCAGCAAUUGGGUAUAUCAUGGGCGGAUACGGUGCCGCCACCGGUAUUUUCCAGUUUUUCUGGUUCGCCAAGAUCAAUAGGAUGCUUGGAGAAAAACGUGUGUUCGUGACCGGGAUGAUGGUGCUUCCGGGGUGCUUUAUGAUGCUUCCGAUGAUUAGUGUCGUUGCGCAGAAUUUUGGAGUGUACGCGUUGGUGUGGGUGAUGAUCGCGUUCACGAUGAUGCUUGCAGUGAUUAUGGAUAUGGCGUAUGGUGCCAUAUUCAUGUACAUCACCGCCUCUUCACCAACAAAAGCAGCACUCGGCGCUACGCAUGGGCUCUCUCAAACUUCAGCUUCUAUUUCACGAGCGAUAGGGCCUGCGUUAUCGGCGUCCUUGUUUUCGCUCUCCGUACAAGAGGGCUGGUUGUACGGCUAUGCGGUAUAUGUGAUCUUUGCUAUGUUAUCGAUAGCUGGCAUAUGCCUGGCACAACAACUGCCUGAGGAAGUCUGGGAGGAGGAGGAGGAGGAAAAUGAUGAUCAUGAUACAGAUGCUUAAAUAGGAAUGUUCAUAAAUGGAUCCUAUCGUUGAUCUCUUCCUUUGACGAAGCAUAAAAAUGAGAGGUUUGAAUGAGUGAUAUAUCGUAGUAAGUAGAAGGACAGACACUUGAGGUGAUGUACAUGUAUGUAUACACAAGAAAUCUUUGAACCCGGAUAAGAACGACGACAAAUGUCAGAAGACAAACAGCAAACAGCAUAUGUAUGAGCAUGUUAAAAAAACUUGAUCCAUAGAUGCGAACUCGUUAAUAAAGACGUGAAUAUAGUGAGAAACGAAGUUGUGACGAUUAUCAUAAACUUUGGAUAGCAAAUAAUGCAAGAGUUUUCUUUGAAACCUGAACCAAACGACCCGGAACUACAACAGAACAACCUCAUACAACCCCAUGGGACGGUUGUACGACACAUACACGAUCUCACAUCCGUGCACCGGAAGUAAAGAUCUAUACAGCGACACGGAGCCUGUGGAGGAGAGCGUGCAAAUACCAA
Molecule: messenger RNA, 1973 nt
Organism: Lentinula edodes (shiitake mushroom)
Lineage: Eukaryota; Fungi; Basidiomycota; Agaricomycetes; Agaricales; Omphalotaceae
Product: major facilitator superfamily transporter
Exons: 9
Coding region: 1-1488 (495 amino acids)
Biological process (GO): transmembrane transport
Molecular function (GO): transmembrane transporter activity
Source: RefSeq, a predicted model, not a curated record